This is a messenger RNA of Melospiza melodia melodia, 5493 nucleotides long. RefSeq names its product adhesion G protein-coupled receptor F4 (gene ADGRF4). The record is from RefSeq and is a predicted model, not a curated record. The transcript is spliced from 8 exons. Lineage: Eukaryota; Metazoa; Chordata; Aves; Passeriformes; Passerellidae. Gene Ontology annotation, molecular function: G protein-coupled receptor activity. Gene Ontology annotation, biological process: cell surface receptor signaling pathway; adenylate cyclase-activating G protein-coupled receptor signaling pathway. Bases 247 to 2283 code for a protein of 678 amino acids. Gene Ontology annotation, cellular component: membrane.
UGCAGGUUCCUCAGCCUAAAUCCAGUCAGGCAAGAAAAGAAGCAGCUGCUGCCCAACAUUAUUUCUUCAUGGGAAAACUCCAAAUGAGUCGGGGCACCCAGGCAGGGCUGGGUGAGACUGGGGCAGGAUGGCAGCAGAUGAGUGGUUAGAGAGUCGCGUCUGAGACCUUGGGGAUCCCUGGCUGGGUUAACUUUGCUCACAGUAUUCCCCAGACUUCUGAAAACAGAGGAAAUCAGCAAAUGAGUGAUGAUGGAUGUAAGGGUGAUAUACUGCCUGCUUUUUUGGGCUGCACAUUUCUUCAUGGCUGUGCCAUACACCACUCCCAGGGUUCUUGGUAACGAAUCAAAGACUGGUUAUGAGCAAGAUGCCUGUGUAAAUCUCAUUCCCUGCCAAGAUAAUGGAGCAAUUUGUAUUCAGCCUUGCUCUCCCUCCUUCCAUGGGGAGACAAGCUUUGUCUGUGAGGACAGAAAGUGGCAGAUGCUGUCAGAUGCUUGUGCAAGCCUGGAUGUUCAGUCCCUUUUUCAGAGGAUAUCCCAAAGUGAACUCCCAUGCUCUGGAGGACAUCUUCCUUUUUUAGGAGGAGGAAAGCUAGGGCCUGGGAAACUUGGAGAUGGAGCAAAACAUUUUGGUGCUGGGAAUCAUAGCUGCCAAGCUGAUUUUUCAUGCAUCAUCCCAGAUAUCCUGUCUUCACCAGCCAUCCCAGGAAACAUUGCUGAUAUAGUGGAAUUGCUAAAGAAGAUUUCCCUGCUGCUAUCAGAGAAUGUCACUAGAGGAAAAAUGCAGAGCUACAGCAGGAUAGCAAACCAUAUUCUGAAUAGCUCCAUCAUUUCCAACUGGGCUUUUGUGAAGGACAGAAAUGCUGGUUCAAUAUUACUGGACUCGGUGAAUUUAUUUGCUGGGAAACUUCUUCUAAGGAAUGGGUCAGAAAGUAUCCAGGAGCCCUUCAUCGCCACCAAAGGCUACAGCAUACACCGAAACACUUCAGGAAAGAGCUUUGACUUUUCCAUGGAGUUCAACAGCACAGGCAAUAUUACUGGCCACGUGGUGAUUCCAGAGCAGGAGCUGCUGAGGUUGCCCAGGGCUUCCAAAGCCAUCAGCGUUGCAUUUCCAACGCUCGGAGCCAUCCUGGAGACGAACCGGCCGGACCCCGCUGUUGUGAACGGGAUGGUGCUGUCGGUGUCGCUGCCAGAGGAGCUCCAGAGCGUUUUGCUCACCUUUGAGAAGCUGAACAAGCUGGAGCAGGUGGGGGCUCAGUGCGUGGGGUGGCACUCGGCCGAGCGGCGCUGGGACCCGCGGGUGUGCCAGGUGCGCGCGCACAACGCCAGCGCCGUGGUUUGUGUCUGCGCCCACCGGCGCCGCACCUACGGAGCCUUCUCCAUCCUGAUGGCCCCGGCCGUGCCACGGAGCUCCCUGCUGGACUACAUCACACGGGUGGGCCUGGGGCUGUCCCUUCUCAGCCUGGUCAUUUGCCUCGUCAUCGAGGCCGUAGUGUGGCAGCACGUCACCAAAACUGAAAUCACCUACAUGCGCCACUUCUGCUUGGUCAACAUCGCUGCCUCACUUCUUGUCGCUGAUGUCCUGUUCAUCCUGGCAGCCAUUGUGCACAAUGCAGCCCUGAACUACCAGCUGUGUGUGGCAGCCACUUUUUUCCUUCACUUUUUCUAUCUUGCCCUGUUUUUUUGGAUGUUUACCCUGGGCCUCUUAAUUCUCUAUGGAUUAUUAUUAAUUUUUUUUAAGAUAACAAGAACUGUGUUCUUAGUUGCAGCAUUCUCUAUUGGAUAUGGAUGUCCCUUGGUCAUAUCUGUCCUCACUGUUGCUAUUACUGAACCAAAAAAUGGGUAUUUAAGGAGUGGAGCUUGCUGGCUCAAUUGGUAUGAGACAAAAGCGCUUUUGGCUUUUGUUGUACCAGCCCUAAGCAUCAUUGUGAUGAAUCUCAUUGUGGUGGUCGUGGUUGUGGUGAAGACUGGGAGAUCCUCCCUUGGAGAAGGCUGCAAGUCACAAGAUUUGAGCAGCAUGAUCCGAGUCAGCAAAAACGUUGCCCUUCUGACACCUCUGCUGGGCCUCACCUGGGGCUUUGGCUUAGCCACAAUCAUCGACAGCCGCUCUCUGGCCUUCCACGUCGUGUUUGCGCUGCUGAACGCCUUCCAGGGAUUCUUCAUCCUGUUGUUUGGGACACUUCUGGACAGAAAGACAAGAGAAGCAUUAAGGAUGAACUGCUUUUCAUCAAGGCGGAAGUGGGGUCUAGAAAAGGUAAAGGCUAUUUAUUUUCCUGUUAAUGGCUAAUUUACCAACUUACAAACCUGAUUUGUAUGUUGGAAGAAUGGAACCAUCCACUACAUCUUACACCAUGUAACAUUUUUCAAAUGUAAAUUCUUGCUGAAGGACAUACAGGUAUCUCAAAAGUCUGCUCAGGAUAUUAAGGUUCUAAAGAUCAGAGGUGGCAAUUGAUAGAUUUUUGUGACUCUUUCAUUACCUACUGCUGUGGUUACAAGUUAAAAGUGGUAUUUUUAACCAAUCUCUUCACCUGCAGAUGUCAAAGCCCUUUUGGUAGACAGUCAUAGUAAAUUUUUUCCUCAUAUUAGAUUUACUUUAAGGUCACUGAAUAACGAAGGAACAGAAUUAGGAAUCAGAAAUCCCAAUAUAAUGACCUGUUUGCUGCCUUCACAAAAAUAUGGAUCUGUAUGUCAGCAGGGCUGCUUUAGGAUGUCAGAGGAUUGUUCUGCUUUUAUCUGAGGGAUGGAAACCACUCAGAGCCCAGCCAAUGUCUUUGGUGCUAAUUGAUGUGCACUCAUGAGAGCUUGAGGUUCUUCCAGAUAUCAUAACAAUUCAUUAAAGCAAUUCAACUUUAAGGAAACAAACUGUGUUUUACUAGCUUCCUAAAAAACUUUGGCAGAACUGAAAUGUUGACAUCACUCAGCUGGUGUUUCUUAUCUCUACAAGAAAACUUUUGUCUGUUGUCUUUAGAUUUCUUUUGGUACCAAGUCUUAGUGGUUUCACACAGUGUCUCAAGAAUUACCUGCAGUGUUUUGCUGUCUGCCAAAAGAAACUGUGCCAGUACAGUUUGGACAUGGGAAAAAUAAUUUUUUUGCUUUUUCUCCAGUCUAUUACUCAGUUAUGAUCCUUGUAUUGAAAGCUGCAGAGGUUCUUCCAGUGACUCUGUGUUCAAAUGUUUAUGUGGUUUAUGAGGGGAAAAUAGAGGGGUUAAGGCAACUGUUCCUCCUCUCUGAAAUGGGUCAUUUGGGGCAGGAGAGACUGUGCAACUUUGAGAUUACAGUUCUUUUAUAGAUCCAGGAAGAUCCAAUAAAGAUGUUUCACAUCUUGUCAGGCGUUAGGUCAGGAUUGAAAAUUUGAAAGAUAAAAUUCUCUCAAGACACCAUCAGUAUAAUAGUCUGGAAACAAUAGAUGGAAAUGUCACUAAUCCCAUGACUCAGCAACAUUUGAUAAAAAUAUUGAGUGAUCUCACCGGGCAAAACUUGAUGUGGAAACUAUGGCUAUGUGUGCCUGGGAAUUUCGGUUGAUGUUGUCACCACGUGUAGGUGUUUAUUGUGGCAUAACAGAGGGGAAAGGUGUGAGUCAUCCACUUUUGUAAACUUGGGUGUAAACAUGGAGUUUGACUCAUUAGACCUGGAGAAGUUUGUCACACCUGAGAUGAUUGUUUAAAAAAAAAAAAGUCUUGUUUCAGAGAGCUUCAGAAUCAUGGGAUUCUUUAGGUUGGAAAAGACCUCUGAGGUCAAGUUCAACCAUGAACCCAGCGCUGCCAAACCCACCAUUAAAUCAUGUCCCCAAGGGUCACACCUAUGUGACUUUUAAAUACCCCCAGGGACUUCAUGGUGACUCCACCACAGCCCUGGGCAGCCUGUUCCAAUGGUUGAUGACUCUUUUGGUGAGGGAAUUGUUCCUAAUAUCCAAUCUAAAUCCCCCUAGCACAAGUUGAGGCCAUUUCCUUUUGUCCUGUUGUUGCUUGUUACAUGAGAAAAGAGCCUGACCCCAUCUGGCUGUCCCCUCCUGUCAGGAGCUGUGCAGAGCCAGAAGGUUCCCCCUGAGCCUCUUUUUCUCCAGGCUGAGCCCCUUUCCCAGCUCCCUCAGCUGCUCCUCCUCAGACCUGUGCUCCAGAGCCUUCCCCAGCUCCUCUCCCUUCCCUGGGCACGCUCCAGCCCCUCAAUGUCCUUCCCGCACUGAGGGGCCCAAAGUGGGACAGUGCAUCUGGGGGUUCAGUGGUCACUGUAAAACACUGGAAGGGUGACGCAGACUCUUCCUUCAGUGAAGUCUCUGAGCUUCCUCAGACCUGCAGCAGCCUUUCCUGUGGGUCACAUUUUAAGGUGACCAUCUUGUGCUGUUUUUCAAGGAUGCUGUGGCACCUCCUGUUUGAAAUGGACCUUCCACCUCCACAGAUGAUACUUGUAAUCUGACCUGAUUGUUUUCCCUCCUAGUCCUAGCAGUGGCUCUUGUCUUCAGUGGAUUUGAGCAGCGAGAAGAAAAGGAGAGAUGCAGAGAGAUGCUGGUUUGAGGGGAGCUGAAGAGCCUGGCCAGCUCAGAGCAUGGACAGCCCUGUCUGGGAGCACAACCACAGGAAGCAUUAUGAAAACCAGAAGAGAAAAGGCCCUGAACCUGCUGUCAGGAGAAGGAAACCAUCAGUGUUGCUGCAGCCCUUGGAGGAAACAGGCUGAAACACGAAGCUUGUUUCUCACCUUCCUGAAAACUGCUGUGAGGAGAGUUUGUCCUUGUUUGCCAUUUCAGUGCUUCAAUUCUUUCUCCUUUUCUUCUUUUCUUGUUUUCUUUCUUUUUUUUUUUUUGGCAGUGCAAUGAGGAGCUGUACAGUACAUGGAGCUGUUCUAAAAUUAUUUAAUUUUUCAUGUGGUGUACAAAUGUUGAGCAUUAUCUAGCUGAUUUUGGUUGUCUUUUGGGCAAAGCUGAUUCUAUUUGUUGCUACUGUAUUCAUCAUUUCCAUUUGUCCUCCCAGAGUGAUGGACAACUCUGUUUCUGCAUUGCAGGAACACUGUUCUCUCCCUCCCAAUAUUUGUUGUCUCCAUCUCAGUACUUGUACUUGUGUGUCAGAGGAAUUGUACAAAGCCCUUUUCUGAUCUGCCAGGUCAGAAUUUUCAUUCUUUUUCCUGCCCUGCAAGACAAUGACAGAGAUGAACAAGAGAGAGGACUCUGCAAAUAAUCAGUUUCCCCCUUUAGAUGUGGGAAAGCAAGCAGAGCUGAAUCAAAUGAUGCAGAUCUCCUGUGCAAUGUCCUAGCAAAGGAGAUUAUUUCUGCACGUGAGAUGGGGUGUCUGGACAGAAAAUCUGUCCUUGUUCUGAGAAACCUUUUCCAAUGAGGGCCUUGAUAGAAGCAUUAUCAGGAUCAAUUGAUGGUUUCAAAUGAAAAUAAAGUUGAAAUUUUGUCAUUGUUUCUAACAAGUGAUACUUAUCCUUCUCUACCAAAAAUGUAGAUAAAUGCCCCGUAGUACUACCUCAACUCAAAAAUCACUUAAACCCAUGUGACUUCACA